AUGGCCGUCGAGAGCUUUCUGGACGUACGCACGGCGCCGGCGCUGAUGGGUGAAUCAUCACUGCUGACGAUGUCGACGGCCGAGAGGCGGGCGCAUAAAGACAGGUCUGGAGCCGUCUCGAAGCAGCGUCCAGGGGAGUCUCGAAGCGGAGUCGCGAUGGAUGUUCAAGAGAACCAGAAGGACUAUACCGCCUUGACGACCGCCCUCGAACUCAGAUUUGGAGAUGAACACCUCUGGCAAGUUUUCGGAGCGCAGCUUAAAUCUAGGAUUCAGAAGAGUAGUGAAUCUCUUCAGGAGUUUGCGGCACAUGUUAAACGUUUGGUACACCUCGCCUAUUCUGAAGCUCCGCAAGACUUUCAAGACAGACUGGUAGCAGAAACCUUCGUGAACGGGGUAAGAGAUAGUGACGUAAGAAGAGUCCUGCAGAUCUCCGGGUUCAAGAAACCAUCCGAGGCACUGAUUCGAGCGUUAGAAGUGGACGCCGCAUACAACAGCUCACCUCGUUCCAACGUUAAGAUACGAGGUAUCGGAGUUGAUGGCGAAGUAAACCCUAUUCAAGAGAGUUUCGACAAAAUGAGCGAGAACUUUGAGAAACUCGUCCGCGAAAUAAUUGCCGAAAUCAAGACGGGCAGUUCGAGACAACAUGGAGGGCGCCUAGAAUGUUACAGCGCCGAUGAGGAGAUCGCAGCCGCGACCUCCUCUACAUCAGGAGCAGGAAAACUAAAGGCAGUCGGUAACUCGGGGCGCGUACUGGCUGCUAAAAAAGAAGCCCCAACGACUAUAAUGGUUAGAAGUAUCGCGGGGAGCGUCGACAGUCCGACAAUCAGCGGAAAAAUCAAUGGACGGGAAUCGAAGAUCAUCAUCGACACAGGAGCCGAAGGGUCCCUUGCACGCAGAUCCAGGUUACAAAAUUCCCAGAUUAAAUCAGUAUGUACCGCCACGAAUGUAAAGACGGUCACGGGAGAAACAAUACCGGUUCUGGGUACAGCGGUGGUGAAUGUAGAGCUCGGUCGACUCCGAAUAAGAGUAGAGACGAACCCCGGAUACAGUUUGGGGAUGGUGCAGCCGGCAAGUGACUCGAUCCACAAGCUCCUGAUCGUGAGCACCCUAGUCAAAACCGACCGUGGCAUACCCUUACGUGUAGCAAACGUGUUUCCCAAUGCAGUCAAUAUUAGACAAGGGGAGAUUAUUGGAAUGUGUGAGCCAGUCGCCCGAGUGUUGAACUGCGAGGAAGAAGACGUUGAGAAUGAGUCUAAGGAAGGGUAUACCAAAGGCUUGGGGGUCAAGUGGGACCAGCUGUCUGUUCGUGAGAGAAAACUGGUCAAAGGACUCAUUCGUAGGCACCGUAAUGUCUUCGCCACAGAGGAGGAACCAUUCGGGAAGACCAACAUCGUAGAACACCGAAUAAACAAUGGUGACACGCAACCGAUCCGUCAGGCUACCCCUAGUCAAACAAGAAGAAGCUACAAGACUCGUGGAUAA
Molecule: messenger RNA, 1482 nt
Organism: Zophobas morio
Lineage: Eukaryota; Metazoa; Arthropoda; Insecta; Coleoptera; Tenebrionidae
Exons: 4
Coding region: 1-1482 (493 amino acids)
Source: RefSeq, a predicted model, not a curated record